This is a messenger RNA of Lachancea sp. 'fantastica', 336 nucleotides long. Lineage: Eukaryota; Fungi; Ascomycota; Saccharomycetes; Saccharomycetales; Saccharomycetaceae. The record is from the annotation of a GenBank genome assembly.
AUGUCGCAAAAUAUUGCACAAGAAAUGGCCGCUUCUCUGCGGUCAAAUAAAGCCCAAUUAGACGUAGUGAACGUGCAGUUGACGCAACUAGAUAGACAGAAAAAACUAGCCAAGUUAACGGCUCAAGAGCUCGAAUCGUAUCCUGUGGGGAAAGUUUGGAGAUCGUGUGGAAAAGCGUUUGUGCUGCAGGAUAGAUCUACAUAUACUGGAGACUUGGCGAGUGACGAGAAAGUGGUGGAAGAACAACUGAAGGCAUUGAAGAUUAAACAGAACUACCUGCAAACUACAGUGGACAACACAGUGGAUAAUCUCAAACGGAUGAUGGAACAGAAAUGA